CCCCCUUUCCAAAUUUAAAGGGGGCGCAGCAUUCACGCGUCCCGCCCCAGGUGCCCUCUCAGGGGUCUCCCCGCCCGAGCUGCCCCGCCGCCGAGGAACAUGGAGAAGGUGGAGCAGGUCCUGCGCCUCGAGCCGCAGCACGAGCUCAAAUUCCGAGGUCCCUUCUCCGAUGCUGUCACCACCAACCUGAAGCUUGGCAACCCAACAGAUCGAAAUGUGUGGUUUAAAGUGAAGACCACGGCACCAUGUAGGUACUGCGUGAGGCCCAACAGUGGGAUCGUUGAUGCAGGGGCCUCGAUUAAUGUAUCUGUGAUGUUACAGCCUUUCGAUUAUGAUCCCAAUGAGAAAAGUAAACACAAGUUUAUGGUUCAGUCUAUGUUUGCUCCAACUGACACUUCUGAUAUGGAAGCAGUAUGGAAGGAGGCAAAACCGGAAGACCUUAUGGAUUCAAAACUUAGAUGUGUGUUUGAAUUGCCAGCAGAAAAUGAUAAACCACAUGAUGUAGAAAUAAAUAAAAUUAUACCCACAACUGCAUCAAAGACAGAAACACCAAAGGUGUCUAAAGCUCUGAGUUCCUCCUUGGAUGACACUGAAGUUAAGAAGGUGAUGGAAGAGUGUAAGAGGCUGCAGAGCGAAGUCCAGAGGCUGUGGGAGGAGAACAAGCAGUUCAAGAAGGAAGACGGACUUCGGAUGAGGAAGACAGUGCAGAGCCACAGCCCCAUUCCCGCGUCAGCCACGGCUGGGAAGGAGGAGGGCCUGAGCACCCCGCUGCUGGCGUUGGUGGUCCUCUUCAUCGUUGGCGUGAUCAUAGGGAAGAUCGCCUUGUAGAGGCAGCAUGCGAGACGGGGAUUGGAUUGAUGGGUCCACCAUAGUGUGGGAUUUAAAUUUAUCAUAACCACGUGUAAAGAGAAAUUCAUGUAUGAUGACAUC
This is a messenger RNA of Bubalus bubalis (water buffalo), 930 nucleotides long. Its product is annotated as vesicle-associated membrane protein-associated protein B-like. NCBI's taxonomy places the organism in Eukaryota, Metazoa, Chordata, Mammalia, Artiodactyla, Bovidae. Gene Ontology annotation, molecular function: FFAT motif binding. Gene Ontology annotation, biological process: endoplasmic reticulum membrane organization. Gene Ontology annotation, cellular component: plasma membrane; endoplasmic reticulum membrane. The transcript has a single exon. Bases 100 to 828 code for a protein of 242 amino acids. The record is from RefSeq and is a predicted model, not a curated record.